GGUUAGAGGAACCAGCUCUGGGGAAGGGUCUUGAGUGCGGGCGGGAGAGAGCCUCUGACGGUCCCUGGGAGUGGCAGCUCUCAGGUGUGCCCCUGCCCAGGUGGCCAUAUCUCAAGCUGCCUCCGCUUCCCACCCCCACCGUAGCUAUGUCAUCCUGCUUGGGUCUACGACUAGUUCCACGUCCUUGAGCAUGCGUUAAUCUCUUCAUGCUUCCUUGCCUCAGUUUACCUCGGAGUCAGCUGAGGGAGAAGUCUUCCUUCCUUGUCAGCGUAGCUGAGGGCAACGGUGAUCGCAGAGCCGGAGCCGGGCAGCCGCGCCGCGUCGCACCAUGGCGCCCACCCUGGCCACUGCCCAUCGGCGCCGCUGGUGGAUGGCCUGCACUGCUGUGCUGGAAAACCUCCUCUUCUCGGCAGUCCUCCUGGGCUGGGGUUCACUGCUUAUCAUGCUCAAGUCGGAAGGCUUUUACUCCUACCUGUGUACUGAGCCAGAGAAUGUCACCAAUGGCACAGUGGGAGGCACCGCAGAGCCAGAACAUGAGGAGGUGAGCUGGGUGAAUGGUUGGCUCAGCUGCAAGGCCCAGGAUGAGAUUCUGAAUUUGGCCUUCACCGUGGGCUCCUUCCUGCUCAGCGCCAUCACCCUGCCCCUGGGCAUCAUCAUGGACAAGUAUGGUCCAAGGAAACUCAGGCUGCUGGGCAGUGCCUGCUUUGCUGUCUCCUGCUUGCUGAUUGCAUAUGGAGCAAGUAACCCAAACUCUCUCUCUGUGCUCAUCUUCAUCGCCCUGGCUCUGAAUGGCUUUGGUGGGAUGUGCAUGACUUUCACCUCUUUAACGCUGCCUAACAUGUUUGGUGACCUUCGGUCCACGUUUAUUGCCUUGAUGAUUGGAUCCUAUGCCUCCUCAGCAGUCACCUUUCCAGGAAUCAAGCUCAUCUAUGAUUCUGGUGCCUCCUUCAUCAUCAUCCUGGUGGUCUGGGCCGGCUGCUCCGGGCUGGUUUUCCUCAACUGCUUCUUUAACUGGCCCCUGGAGCCCUUCCCGGGGCCAGAGGACAUGGACUACUCGGUGAAGAUCAAGUUCAGCUGGCUGGGCUUUGACCACAAGAUCACAGGGAAGCAGUUCUACAAGCAGGUGACCACGGUCGGCCGCCGCCUGAGCGUGGGCAGCUCCAUGCGGAGCGCCAAGGAGCAAGCCGCGCUGCAAGAGGGCCACAAGCUGUGCCUGUCCACUGUAGACCUGGAAGUGAAGUGCCAGCCAGAUGCCGCAGCCGCCCCCUCCUUCAUGCACAGCGUGUUCAGCCCCAUCUUGCUGCUCAGCCUGGUCACCAUGUGUGUCACACAGCUGCGGCUCAUCUUCUACAUGGGAGCCAUGAACAGCAUCCUUGAGUUCCUGGUCAGUGGUGACCAGAAGACAGUUGCCCUCUACACCUCCAUCUUCGGUGCGCUCCAGCUGCUCUGCCUGCUGACGGCCCCUGUCAUCGGUUACAUCAUGGACUGGCGGUUAAAGGAAUGUGAAGAUACCUCUGAGGAGCCUGAGGAGAAAGACGCCCCCCAAGGUGAGAAAAAGAAGAAGCGUGACCGGCAGAUCCAAAAGAUCACCAAUGCCAUGCGCGCCUUUGCCUUUACUAACCUGCUGCUCGUGGGCUUUGGGGUGACCUGCCUUAUUCCCAAUCUGCCCCUACAGAUCUUCUCCUUUGUCCUGCACACAAUCGUGCGAGGAUUUAUCCACUCUGCCGUUGGGGGCCUGUAUGCCGCCGUGUACCCCUCUACCCAGUUUGGCAGCCUCACAGGACUUCAGUCUCUGGUCAGCGCACUCUUUGCUCUCCUACAGCAGCCCCUGUUUCUGGCCAUGAUGGGUCCCCUCGAAGGAGACCCUCUAUGGGUGAACGUGGGGCUGCUCAUCAUGAGCAUGCUAGGGUUCUGCCUGCCCCUCUACCUGAUCUGCUACCGGCGCCAGCUGGAGAGGCAGCUGCAGCAGAAGAGGGAAGAUGACAAGCUGUUCUUGAAGAUCAAUGGCUCAUCCAAUCGGGAGGCUUUUGUGUAGCACUACCACCUCAGAACUGGGACCUCUUGUCCAUGCUUCAGUGACUGACUGACAUACUCCUCCCCACCCUAGAGGACCCCACCCCCUCCCCACCAGGAUCAUCUCCUUCACCAUGUUGGAAUGAGUCCACACUUCUUCCCAGGGCCCUGGUACCUGCCUCAGACCUCAGUGGUGGAAGGAUGGGAGAGAGCCCAUGACAGGAGAUUUCCUCUGCUGGAAGCAGGGCUGCCCUGGCCUUGCUCUAAGGGACCCUGAGGCCUUGGGUCUCAUGGUGACUGCAGGAGGAACUAAGGGUACCCUCCAGCAGGCAGGCUUGUUUCCUUGCUCUCUCUCAAGAGUCUGGAUUCUGCCUCUUGCCAAAGUAAAGGGGCCUGACAUCCACUUCCCACCACCUGCCCCUCAGCUGCAUGCCCACUGACCACGCCUGCCUGAGGACAAAGGCUUCACUGUCUGCACCCCUUGCCUGGCCCCUCACCUCCUCCCUUGGCCAGUCUGCAGCUGCCUGAGGAAGGAAGACCCCGCUUCCUGUUGUUGGUGCUAACCCCUUUGUAAUCGCAGCCCCCUGUGGCCUCUCCAUGGCCUGUUCUCUCAUUGGUGGCCUGGAGAGGGGAUGGAGGCCAGGAUGAUCAUACACAAGGCCCCAGGGGUCAUGGGCAAGGCUGAUGGGUCAUCCAUCACUCAUCUCCUCCCUCAGAGUUGGAGGGGAGAACAUUUCCACUGCCACCCUGGGUCCAGUCUGCAACCUGAAGGGAAUUAAAUGGACACCACUAGGUCAGCCUUUCCCCCACUCCACCCCAUAGCUGUUAAUGUGGGGCAGUAGUAAGGCUGUAGCUAGCAGACAUGGAGGUCCAGGCCUAAGAAGGGAAGUAGAUUGGUGAAUGACAGAGGUGUGUGUUCCCAUAGGGUGUGUGUGUAUACAUGUGUGUGAGAUGGUAGUGGGCUCUAAGGUUUGCCCUUAUCCCCACAGACCAGACCAAGAGCCAGCUAGGUCUGCAGCAUUCCUAGGAUAUACCUGAGCAGCCUUUUUUCAUAGCCAGUAGCUUGUCCAUGGCUGUCGGGCCACAGUGCCCCCUGCUGGCAGAUUCCACCAGAGCCUCAGAGCUGUUUACUUGGAAAAGGCCAGUCCAGCCUGGCUCACUACCCCACUCACCUUGACCAUCCCUAGAAAUGUGUCUGAGACCUCCUGGGGUGCCAAGAGGAGUGGGUUGAUUUUUAGGUCUGUAGUUGUUUUCUCAAGUUUUAUCAGACUUAUUUUUAUAAAGCAAUAAACCCAUUUUCCUCCUGGUAAGGGAUGCCCUCCUAGCAUUAUCAGUUGACUGCUGCAUAUGCCUGACUCGAGGUACAGAGGAAAUGGCAGGGUAAGGUAUUCUGCCACUGACUAGCCUCACAAGCUGUACCUUGCUGAUAACCAUCUCCCUGGGUGGCCUGUCUGAGGAAGAACAGUGGGACAGGAAAAAAAUACACCCUACUUUAGAUUUCUUUUUUAAAUUUUACUGCAUAGACGUGUGGGCCUUUCCCUCCCCAGCUGUCUGUCCCAGCCACACUGACUAAUCCUGACCCCUUCUCAUCAUCUACACAGAUUUCCUGUCACUGUUCCACACCCUGAGGGUUCCUCCUAAGUGCAAGUCAGGAUGACCCCAGAAAACUGCAGGCUCAGAGAGCAGCAUCAGGAUAUGGUGGGGGGUGGACGGGAUUAACAGAGAUGAGGAAGACAAGCUCCACAGUCACAAUGAACCACUGAAUCUCCUAGGCUUCAGUCUAAUCAAACAUUAAAAAAAAAAUCCAACCCAGUUGGGUACUAGUAGCUCAUACCUGUAAUCCUAGCUACUCAGGAAGACAGAUGCAGAAGAUCAUGCUCCAAAGCCAGCCAUGGUAGAAAAGCCCAUGAGAAUCCAUUUUCAAGUAACCAGCAAAAUGCUGGACUGGGAACAUAGCUCAAAUGGUAGAGUGCCAGCCACAAGCAAGCAAGUUGAUGGAGCACUCAAUUGUCAGUACUAGCACAUACAUACAAAAAAAAAAAUCACAAUCCAAACAUAAUGAAUUAAGGGUGUAGCUCAGUGAUAGAAUACGUGUUUAGCAUGAGUAAGGCUCUGGGUUUGGUCCCCCAAAAGCACGGAAUUGUCAUUUCCCAAACACUGCCCAGAACACUGGUCUGUGAUGAGUUAAUAGUUAUUCUAGUUAGAAAAGUUUUAUAGUGAAACACA
Dipodomys spectabilis (banner-tailed kangaroo rat) is the source of this 4239-nucleotide messenger RNA. It is a transcript of the gene Slc43a2, whose product is annotated as solute carrier family 43 member 2. The record is from RefSeq and is a predicted model, not a curated record. Gene Ontology annotation, biological process: neutral amino acid transport; transmembrane transport. Gene Ontology annotation, molecular function: neutral L-amino acid transmembrane transporter activity; L-amino acid transmembrane transporter activity. Bases 329 to 2035 code for a protein of 568 amino acids. The transcript is spliced from 14 exons. Lineage: Eukaryota; Metazoa; Chordata; Mammalia; Rodentia; Heteromyidae.